This is a messenger RNA of Lottia gigantea (owl limpet), 1608 nucleotides long. RefSeq lists its product as hypothetical. The record is from RefSeq and is a predicted model, not a curated record. The transcript has a single exon. Lineage: Eukaryota; Metazoa; Mollusca; Gastropoda; Lottiidae. The coding region runs from base 1 to 1608 and encodes 535 amino acids.
AUGGCAUGUUUUACAGCAUGUUUAACAGUGGCAUGUUUUACAAUGGCAUGUUUUACAGCAUGUUUAACAGUGGCAUGUUUUACAGCAUGUUUAACAGUGGCAUGUUUUACAGCAUGUUUAACAGUGGCAUGUUUUACAGCAUGUUUAACAAUGGCAUGUUUUACAACGGCAUGUUUAACAAUGGAAUGUUUUACAACGGCAUGUUUUACAGCAUGUUUAACAGUGGCAUGUUUUACAGCAUGUUUAACAGUGGCAUGUUUUACAAUGGCAUGUUUUACAGCAUGUUUAACAGUGGCAUGUUUUACAGCAUGUUUAACAGUGGCAUGUUUUACAGCAUGUUUAACAGUGGCAUGUUUUACAGCAUGUUUAACAGUGGCAUGUUUUACAAUGGCAUGUUUUACAGCAUGUUUAACAGUGGCAUGUUUUACAAUGGCAUGUUUAACAGUGGAAUGUUUAACAGUGGAAUGUUUUACAGUGGCAUGUUUUACAAUGGCAUGUUUUACAGCAUGUUUAACAGUGGAAUGUUUUACAAUGGCAUGUUUUACAGCAUGUUUAACAGUGGCAUGUUUUACAGCAUGUUUAACAGUGGAAUGUUUUACAGUGGCAUGUUUUACAAUGGCAUGUUUUACAGUGGAAUGUUUUACAGUGGCAUGUUUUACAGUGGCAUGUUUUACAAUGGCAUGUUUUACAAUGGCAUGUUUUACAAUGGCAUGUUUUACAAUGGCAUGUUUUACAGCAUGUUUUACAAUGGCAUGUUUUACAGCAUGUUUAACAGUGGCAUGUUUUACAGCAUGUUUAACAGUGGAAUGUUUUACAGCAUGUUUAACGGUGGAAUGUUUUACAAUGGCAUGUUUUACAGCAUGUUUAACAGUGGAAUGUUUUACAGCAUGUUUAACAAUGGCAUGUUUUACAGCAUGUUUAACAAUGGCAUGUUUUACAGCAUGUUUAACAGUGGAAUGUUUUACAGCAUGUUUAACAGUGGCAUGUUUUACAGCAUGUUUAACAGUGGCAUGUUUUACAGCAUGUUUAACAGUGGCAUGUUUUACAGCAUGUUUAACAGUGGCAUGUUUAACAGUGGCAUGUUUUACAGUGGCAUGUUUUACAGUGGCAUGUUUUACAGCAUGUUUAACAGUGGAAUGUUUUACAAUGGCAUGUUUUACAGCAUGUUUAACAGUGGAAUGUUUUACAGCAUGUUUAACAGUGGCAUGUUUUACAGCAUGUUUAACAGUGGCAUGUUUUACAGCAUGUUUAACAGUGGAAUGUUUUACAAUGGCAUGUUUUACAGCAUGUUUAACAGUGGCAUGUUUUACAGCAUGUUUAACAGUGGAAUGUUUUACAAUGGCAUGUUUUACAGCAUGUUUAACAGUGGCAUGUUUUACAGCAUGUUUUACAAUGGCAUGUUUUACAGCAUGUUUUACAGUGACAUGUUUAGGGUUAACAUGUUUUACAACGGCAUGUUUUACAACGGCAUGUUUUACAAAUCAACAACUGAACCACAUAGUUCUUCGCCCAACCAUGAUAGAACACACCUUGGUGCAAAACGAUGCUAUUGGUGUCCCCCAUGAACAUGACAAUCCUCUUCACCAUCCUUUUAAAUUAAGUCUUUAA